Messenger RNA from Cantharellus anzutake, 1074 nucleotides. RefSeq lists its product as uncharacterized. The coding region runs from base 1 to 1074 and encodes 357 amino acids. NCBI's taxonomy places the organism in Eukaryota, Fungi, Basidiomycota, Agaricomycetes, Cantharellales, Hydnaceae. The record is from RefSeq and is a predicted model, not a curated record. The transcript has 2 exons.
AUGCCCAUCAUCCCUCAUACUGGCCUCACAGAAUCCACUCCAAUACAUGCACCUCCUGAGCUCCCCCAGGUGCGACCCACUGAGCCGGAAUCAAGACGUUUGGAAAGUGGGACCGCGCUGGGGAGCUCCAACUUCCCCCCUUCUAUCUGGCAGGCCGCCGUUCAGCGUGCUACCCCCCACGAUAAAGAGUUGGUCAAAGACUGGCAGAAAUCCAUGGAUGUCCUCCUUAUCUUCACUGCAUUGUUCGCAGGCAUCCUCACAGCCUUCUUGAUUGAAUCUACCAAUCGAUUGGAGGGAAAUUAUCCAGAAGAAACGGUGGUAUUGUUGCGGCAGAUUGCGCGAAACCUAAACAAUGCCUCAUCUACUUAUGUCCUACCGGAACCGCGGAGAUCCACUUCUACUCUGCUUCUUAUCAACCGUCUAUGGUUCUCUUCUCUUUCCUUAACCAUUGGAUCCGCAGCCGGUGCUAUGGUCGUUAAACAAUGGUUAUCUGAGUACAAGAAAUCCUUGGGGGAUUUAAAAUCUGAGUCCCGGAACUAUGCAUCGCAGGAACAAUACAAACGAGUGGCUCGCCUUCGUGAAUUCCGCUACAGUGGACUUACGAAGUGGUAUGUGCCAGAGAUCAUUGGAUUCUUGCCCAUUGCGCUACACGCUGCUUUACUGCUCUUCUGGGUGGGACUCGUUCGUUGUCUGUGGGAACUUGACCUCUAUACCUCCAUCCUCGUCUCUGUCACCACCGGGAUUGCCCUUUUAUUCUACAUUGGAUCCACGAUCCUUCCUUCUAUAUUCCCAGACUGCCCCUAUAAGACGCCCAUCUCACAUCUUAUUUCCAACACAAAUCGUGCAAUUUGUAUCAUAUCCAAUCAGUGGCCACCCGAUGCUAACGAUCCGAGGAGGCAAAAGAAGCUAAAGGCUCGGUUACACGAUGUCAUUCGUGUUCACGGAGUUCUAUGGGAAGAUGAGAAGGAGGAGGUAGAACGCUGCGCACCCGAUUUAGACAAUAAAUGCCUUAAACGCCUGAGGGGAUCUACAAUCAGCGAAGCAACUGCCGCCGGGGUCACGGAAGAGUCUUAG